AGAGAAGAGGAACCUUUCCCUGGGGGGCCAUGUGGGCUUCGACAGUCUCCCCGAUCAGCUGGUCAGCAAGUCUGUCACACAAGGCUUCAGCUUCAACAUCCUCUGUGUGGGUGAGACUGGCAUUGGGAAAUCCACCCUGAUGAACACUCUCUUCAACACCACCUUUGAGACGGAGGAAGCCAGUCACUACGAGAGCGCCGUCCGCCUGCGGCCACGCACCUACGACCUGCAGGAGAGCAACGUCCACCUGAAGCUAACCAUCGUGGAUGCAGUUGGGUUUGGGGAUCAGAUCAACAAAGAUGAAAGUUACAGGCCCAUCGUUGAGUACAUUGAUACGCAGUUUGAAAACUAUUUACAAGAAGAGCUGAAAAUCCGACGGUCUCUCUUCAACUACCAUGACACCAGGAUCCACGUCUGCCUGUACUUCAUCAACCCAACGGGGCACUCCCUCAAGUCCUUGGACCUGGUGACAAUGAAGAAGCUGGACAGCAAGGUGAACAUCAUCCCCAUCAUUGCCAAAGCAGACACCAUCUCCAAGAGCGAGUUGCACAAGUUCAAGAUCAAGAUCAUGAGUGAGCUGGUCAGCAAUGGGGUGCAGAUCUACCAGUUCCCCACCGACGACGAGGCCGUGGCCGAGAUCAACUCCGUGAUGAACGCUCAUCUGCCCUUUGCUGUGGUUGGCAGCACGGAGGAGGUGAAAGUUGGGAACAAGCUGGUGAGAGCUCGGCAGUACCCGUGGGGAGUGGUGCAAGUGGAGAAUGAAAGUCACUGUGACUUUGUGAAGCUGAGGGAGAUGCUGAUCCGGGUGAACAUGGAGGACCUGCGGGAGCAGACUCACACCCGCCACUACGAGCUCUACAGGAGGUGCAAACUGGAGGAGAUGGGCUUCAAGGACACGGAUCCAGACAGCCAGCCCUUCAGCCUCCAAGAAACAUACGAGACCAAAAGGAAGGAGUUCUUGGGCGAGCUCCAGAAGAAAGAGGAAGAAAUGAGACAAAUGUUUGUUAACAAAGUCAAGGAGACGGAGGCAGAGCUGAAGGAGAAGGAGAGAGAGCUGCAUGAGAAGUUUGAGCACUUAAAAAGGAUACACCAGGAGGAGAAAAGGAAGGUGGAGGAGAAGAGGAGGGAGCUGGAGGAUGAGAUGAACGCCUUCAACAGGCGGAAAGUAGCGGUGGAAACCUUGCAGUCCCAAUCCUUGCAGGCUACCUCACAGCAGCCACUGAAGAAGGACAAAGACAAGAAAAACAGAUCAAUACUAACAGGAAACCAAUCAGGAGUGAGCCUCUCCAGCUCCAAGGUGAUGAUCACCAAGGCCAGUGUGGAGCCCUUGAACUGCACUAGCUGGUGGCAAGCCAUACAGUGCUGUAGCUGCCUGGUCAAGAGCGCUACGUGGCGAGAAGGAUUCCUCUGA
Molecule: messenger RNA, 1411 nt
Organism: Merops nubicus (carmine bee-eater)
Lineage: Eukaryota; Metazoa; Chordata; Aves; Coraciiformes; Meropidae
Gene: SEPTIN8
Product: septin 8
Exons: 9
Coding region: 140-1411 (423 amino acids)
Biological process (GO): cytoskeleton-dependent cytokinesis
Cellular component (GO): septin ring; septin complex; cell division site
Molecular function (GO): GTPase activity; molecular adaptor activity; GTP binding
Source: RefSeq, a predicted model, not a curated record